Molecule: messenger RNA, 5836 nt
Organism: Oreochromis aureus
Lineage: Eukaryota; Metazoa; Chordata; Actinopteri; Cichliformes; Cichlidae
Gene: slc15a1b
Product: solute carrier family 15 member 1b
Exons: 22
Coding region: 441-2708 (755 amino acids)
Biological process (GO): oligopeptide transport; transmembrane transport
Cellular component (GO): membrane
Molecular function (GO): dipeptide transmembrane transporter activity
Source: RefSeq, a predicted model, not a curated record
UGUGAAGCUAAACAGGGUUAAUGAGGUUUUAAGAGAAUGCAAUGCCCGAAUGUGCAGUUUCUAAGAACUAGUAGUGAUAAUGAAACCUGAAAGCAAAAAGGAAAAACAUUGUACAGUAUUGUCCCCGUUAUCAGCUGUUCUAACCAUGCCUCUUAUUGCACCUGAGUUCUUUGAGUCAUGAAAUAAUUAGGGGUUGACACAGUCACUUGUGAUAACAAUGAUGCUGAGAAGGGCAAAUUGGGAGAUGGUACUUGGUUUCACAGUCCAGCAUCAGUGGGCGUCGCAGAAUUGUUGAUAGGAGGUUACAUAAGGACCUGGUCAUCCGUUGACACUAAGACUAACUUAGUGUCGAGGAUCUAGACAGGAGUCACUAGUCUCUCUCUGUCUCUUGUUCAAAGAUUCAGUCAGAGAAUUUGGGACCCAAGGUCAGCACAGCAGCCAUGGCAGUUGAAAAGAUAAAGAAGCCCAAGAAAAGAAGUGCCACAAUCUUCGGCUACCCACUGAGCAUCUUUUUCAUCGUAGUUAAUGAGUUCUGUGAGCGGUUUUCCUAUUAUGGGAUGCGAGCCGUGCUGGUGUUGUACUUUAAGUACUUCCUUAAGUGGGAUGAAGACUUUGCCACAACCAUCUACCACGCAUUUGUGGCUCUUUGCUACCUAACACCCAUCCUGGGAGCUAUUGUGGCAGACUCAUGGCUUGGGAAGUUCAAGACGAUUGUCUACCUGUCCAUUGUUUAUGCAGUGGGACAGGUCGUCAUGGCUGUAAGUGCUAUCCAGGACAUCACAGAUGCUAACAAGGAUGGCACCCCUGACAACAUGACCUUACACGUAGCUUUGUCCAUGGUGGGUCUCCUCCUUAUUGCCUUGGGAACAGGAGGCAUCAAACCCUGUGUGGCUGCUUUUGGAGGGGACCAGUUUGAAGAUCAUCAGGAGAAACAGAGAAGCACCUUUUUCUCCAUCUUCUAUCUGUCCAUUAAUGCUGGAAGUCUCAUCUCCACUCUGAUUACUCCCAUUCUCAGAGGUAGAGCCACAACACUCAAACUGAUCACAGAAAUAAAAUAUACCGCUGGGUCACAAACUGAUUUUUGUGUCCUUACAUUUUCAGCUCAGACAUGUGGUAUUCACAUCCAGCAAGAGUGCUAUCCGCUGGCCUUCGGUGUCCCUGCUGCACUCAUGGUGGUAGCUCUGAUUGUGUUCAUUGUUGGAAGUCCCAUGUACAUUAGGAACCCCCCGCAGGGCAACAUCAUUGUGAAAGUUUGCAAGUGCAUCGGGUUUGCCGUCAAAAACCGCUUCAGGCAUCGUUCUUCUCAGUAUCCCAAGAGAGAACACUGGAUGGACUGGGCUGAGGAGAAAUAUGAUAAACUCCUGAUUGCUCAGGUGAAGAUGGCAUUGAAGGUGCUGUUCCUCUACAUCCCUCUGCCUAUGUUCUGGGCUCUCUUUGACCAGCAGGGUUCAAGAUGGACCUUCCAGGCAACCACAAUGAACGGCAACUUUGGAGCUAUUACAAUCCAGCCUGAUCAGAUGCAGACUGUCAACCCUAUCUUGAUCCUGAUUCUGGUGCCAAUCAUGGACACUUUGAUCUACCCUCUGAUUUCCAAGUGCUUUAACUUCACUCCUUUAAGGAGGAUAACAGUGGGGAUGUUCCUAGCUGCUCUUGCGUUUGUGGCUGCUGCCCUACUCCAGAUACAGAUUGAUAAAACCCUGCCUGACUUCCCAUCAAGUACUGAAGGCCAAGUGAAGUUCAUCAACAUGGUUAACAGGGAUCUACAGAUUCAAGCUGAUAACCAAACGAUUUCCUUGAAAGCUUUUGGGGCUAAUGAGGAUUAUCUGACCUUUAAUAACCAGUUUACACUGGUUCUGGAGCCUGGGCAACAAUAUAAUGUCAAGUUGGAUAAUGGCACACGGAAUACCAUGGCUAUCAUUCAGGGAUCCAAGCUUGGGUUUGAAAAGUUCGACGACAUGACCUCAAAGCCAGAAAAGGGUGAAAAUGCCUUAAGAGUUUUGAAUGGUUUUGGCUCAGUUUUGAAUGUAACUGUGCGUGACAAGGUGUUCAACUUUACCAGCAACAUGUCAGAGUAUCUCAGUGUUUCACAUGGAAAAGCUGAGUUCAUGAUCAAGGAUGAUAGAGGAAGUAGCUGCAUCUACACUCAAGAGCUGGGCUUUGGCAGCUCUUAUACUUUGAUCAUCCCAUCCACUUUCACGUUUGGAGAAAUGUGCUCAGAGAACAUCAAGGCAGUGAUGGACAUGGAGCCUAACACUGUGCACAUGGCCUGGCAGAUCAUUCAGUAUUUCCUCAUGACUUCAGGAGAGGUCGUCUUCUCUGUGACAGGCCUAGAGUUCUCCUACUCACAGGCACCCAGCAACAUGAAGUCUGUGCUGCAGGCUGGCUGGCUGUUAACCGUUGCCGUAGGUAACAUCAUUGUGCUUAUUGUUGCUGAGGCUGCAACGCUGAAAGAUCAGUGGGCCGAGUACAUUCUCUUCGCUUCCUUGCUGGUGUUGGUGUGUAUCAUCUUUGCCAUCAUGGCCUAUUUUUACACCUACACUGACCCAACCAAGAUAGAGGCCCAGUUUGGUGAAAUGGAGCCUGAAGAGAAGGAGAAGAGGAAAAGCUUUGACAUGCCCAGGAAAGGCUCAGCUGAGAGCCACAAAGAGGACAGGAGGAGUUCUGAUUCCAGCUCUGAUGACGAGUGCACCAAACAGACAAAGAUCUAAAGCAACUCCCUCGCUAUGGCUUUUCCCUCUCUUCUGCUGGAUUUUGUCUUUCAUGUGCCUGUUCCAAUUUGGUCAUUUUGUCAGAGAAAUCAGCUCACAAGUUGGACAUGUAGCAGCUAGAGUGACCCGAGUGAAAUGGUGAAUAGCACAGAAGCUGAUUAUCCGCAUAUCAGCUCAUAUAAUUAAAAUCCAUUCAUAGGUUUGUCAUCUAUAGAUUAACUGUUGUAAAUUUGACAUUUCUUUUGCACUGAGCUUUAUUAUCAACUAAUUUUGUCUUUCAUGUUUUUACACAUGCAUAAUUACAAAGAAAUCAUCCCAAUAUUUGUAUUUAUUUCCAAGUGCAGUGAUGUAUGUAUUGUAAUAUACUGUUGGUAUUUUAUAUAUAAAUGGUAUUAACAGGAGAUAAUCUGACACCACACCCAGCUUCCUCAGUAAGAAAUGUUCCUUAUUCAAAGUCUGAAUAAAUUUUGAGCUUGAAGAACACUGUCAAGUUAUGGCUAUUCAAUGCUCCAAUGCUCUGCCAGCAGUGGUUUCUUCCACAUAUGCAAUGACAUCAUUUAAAAUCAGUGUUUAUGUGCUUACAAUUCUGUAAUUGAAUAUGCCUUCAAAUACAAAUUAUUGCAGCAAGUUUGAUGACUGGGUGGAUUUCUUGUCUUUCAAUGCAAGAACGUAGUGUUCACCAUUCCUGCCCAAAGGGCCUACCACAAAAAAACCCCCCAAAAACACAGGUUAUUGUGAUUACAAUAAAUCAUACUAAUGAACUAUAUAUUACAAAUGGUUUAUAUCAUAUCUGGGUAAUUACUUGGUGCUAAUUAUUUAGCUUUAAAAAGAGGCCUCACUGACUGUUGUAAAUAUAGCUCAGUUUGUCAUUUCUCUGGUCUCACUGACAUUUAAUGCUUAAGAUAAAGUAACUCUGAAAAUACCAUUUUUAAUCUCGUUAGAAUGGUGUUAAUCCACUUUUGUCCAUUGCUUUAGAACAGCAGUGCAGCGCUGACAUUAAACUAUAGAAAAAUUCAGCAUUUCACAUGUAAAUAAAAUACUGCCUCAGCCUCCUAGUAGGUGUACUUACCAGAUCUGGUGAUCAAGAACAAAACUAUUCUUGCAUUAUCAGGUUUACUGCAGUUUUAAUUCUCUUUCACUGCAGCUGUCGACCAAUGUGCUCCAGUCACUGUGACUAUUGAGGGAGUUACUAUCCUAAACUGCCAGAAGCUCCCCUUCUGUGUUCUGGGAAUUUUGAAUAAGAACAGGACUUUUUCUUUCCUACCUAAAAACAAACAACAAGCAAAUACAUACUUUACCAUGAUGGGGAAUUGCUUUAGCUUCCUUUAGAAACACUUGUGAAUGUGGCACAAUGGUAGGGGAAGUGGAGUAACUAAAUUUCUGCAUGGUGUCGAAGGAGUUUCCAGUCUACAAACACCAACUCCUGAAAAGUAAAUGUGGCCAUUAUGUUCUCAGUUAGCAUUAGAUCUUUAUUUCUCAUGUCACUUUGAAAGCUUAUAAGGAGCUUAAAUUUAACUUGGGGAUUCUCAAAUGACACAAGCAAAGAUUAUAUACAGUAUUAUAAACUGUCAGCUAUGAUAAAGGAGACCAAAUGUACACAUUGUUAUUUUCGUAGCAUAUGUUUUUCUGUAAGUUACAGAUUUCUUUUUUUUUUUUUGUUGUUGUUGUUGCCAGAGGCAGGUGCUGAUAUCCAUAAAGCAUUCCAUACUUCCAUACUUAACUCUUUGCAGUUAUAAAAAUAUCACAUAUUUCUUAAUUUCUUUCAGUCCCUGUGUUGACAAGUGCGUCUUGAUGCAACUCACCAACAUUAUUGCUGCAUUAGCACAGUAGUAAAUUCUGGAACUCUUAAGUAAACAUAUAUAGUAAAACAUGGCUAUUAGCAAUUUUUUUUUUUUUUGUACAGGUUUCUUUAAAUACUUGACACACUUUCAAAGUGCAAAAAACUGAUCUGAAAAUUAGAAAAAAAAAAGGUGCAAAUCAUACUACAAAUAUCUGGUGAAAGCAUAAAAGAAGACAUGGCACUUCUAUAGCACGGUGUGGAGGUGAGAACAGAAAUGUGUGAGGAUAAUAAAGGUGGCAUUGGAUUCUGCAGCUUGGCUUGUGCUGAUCAAUAGUUUAAUUUGGCCAUGAGCAAAGUGUUGCGAUGUGAUUGCCUUCUUGGGUCCUUGCCAUUUUUUCCUCAUCUCCACGUUGAGUUUCUAAACACUGCUAAGGAGAAAUUACAAGCCGAGGAAUAAUAAUACUUCACAUAUCAGCAUUCGACCACCCCUAAUGGUUCCUCUUUGUAAUUGUCCUAACUUCAUCUUGACCUACAAAAUUUCAAAACUGACUUUAAUUGUCUAAACAUAAGUACAGGUAGCAGUUUUCCUCCCGACUAAAGAAACAAAGGAAAUUCUUCUGCCGCUAAAUAAAGUCAGCUUAGUAACAAAGUUAGUUUGAUUCAGCAGGUGAUUGAAAUGUGAGAUUGGAACCAAGUCACUUUGGAAAAAAAAACAAACAAAAACCCCAAAACACUGAUGAAUCUCACUCACUGAUAAGUCAAAGAAAACGGCGAUGUAAUGCCAGAACACAGAUUUGUGUGUAUCUGUAAAGGCAAGGCAUUUUCUGUUCUUACUGUUGGAGUAACUUUAAAUAUCUGCUUUUAAACAUUAUCAGUAUCUACAAAAUGCGCAUGACCAUUUUGUACACAGUGAUUCAAUUCCCGCAAUGACAACUUGUAUUCAUGUACAGCAUGGCCCCCUCACCCCCCACGCCGUUGGAGGACAAAUUCCACUUAAAGCACUUUACCUGAGGUUUCCUUAUGAAUGCUGCAAUUUGCCUAAGCAGGGAGUCUUACUUACGUGAGAGAACACAUGAACACGCAGUCACAGGUACACGCGCACGCACACACAGCUUGCACACUAAGAUAAUAACCCUGCAGGUUCAUCAAGCAUGCUUUCAGAGGUUUGGGAGGAUAUGAUUCCUACUUUGGGGGUGGGGGAGGGGUGGGGCGGCUGAAGUCUUGUUGUGGAUUUUGGGGAGAUUUUUUGGCUCCUUGUGGACUCUGCUGUGUGAGGCUGGAGGAGUCUCCUGUAUACAGAGCCCAGCAUCGCUGACAUCACUCUGACUGAGUUUGUCCCAUCAAAGCC